Messenger RNA from Lutzomyia longipalpis, 1183 nucleotides. Its product is annotated as probable RNA-binding protein 19. NCBI's taxonomy places the organism in Eukaryota, Metazoa, Arthropoda, Insecta, Diptera, Psychodidae. The record is from RefSeq and is a predicted model, not a curated record. Bases 88 to 1107 code for a protein of 339 amino acids. The transcript is spliced from 2 exons.
GCGCAAGACUCUUGUUUAUGUUUAUAUUCCAGUCCAGAAAAGUUUUAUUGUGAGAAAAACAAAGGAAGGAAAGGAAAAUCUCAAGGAAUGUCGUCAAAUUUAGAAGAUUCAAAAAUGGAUGAAACUCCAGAGGAUGGAGAUCUAGUAAUGGACCUUCCGGAAGCUGUGGAAACGGAGGAAUCGGAAGAGAUGAAAAGCUUGGAAGCAACAGAGUGUGAGGAAAAACGUGAAACAGAAGAAAUGAUCCUCCCAGAUGACCCAGAGGAGAAUCAAGAAACACAAGACCUGGAAAAAGAGGCAAAAGACUCUCAGGAAUCAGUGGAAACAGCUCGAGAGCCACAGGUAGAUGCCCUUCCAGCUCCCAAGAAGAUUCGUCGCCGCCGGAAGACCUUUUCAAGCUUCAACAAUGAUGGAUCGUAUGCGAGUAGCAUCUGUGCUUCCGUAAAAACCCGCCAGAGACGACAGAGUGUCUACUACGAGGAUGAGAAGGACAAUGAGAGCUAUGAGGACAAAAAACGUGAUUUGCAGAAGAAGAUACGUCUCGGGAAGGACACAGAAUCAGCCAGGGCGCAUGCAGAAGAUGAUGCACCCGUGCCUGAAAAACCCUCUCGCCGGCCAAAGUAUGCCAGCGAUUUUAUGGAUGAGAAUCAGGAUGCCCUGGCGGAAUUCCCACAGCUCCGUAUGCAUUUCCUCGAAUCACAACAAACUCCUUCAAAUAAAUCCUCAGAAGAUGACAAGGAGGAGGAUGAGGAAGACACCGGAGAGAAUAUCAUGUACUGCGUGAAUGAGGAUCCCCCGCAGGAAGUCCAGGAAGUGCCUCAACUAACGCCACAGGCCUCAGGAUCGUCACGCAGGAAGAGCACACUGAAACCCAUGGAGGCUGUGGUGAAAUUCGAGAAGAUUAUCUCAUACAGAAAUCCCACAAUCCCAUUCCAAUCGCAGUACAAAGCCCUCAUCAACGUCCUCAAUAGAGUCCCAAAUACCAAUGAUCAGCUCAUGCGACGACUAGCCUGCCUCAAGGUCUUUCAUCAGUAUUUCUACUCGGAAAUCACUCGAUCAUCCAAACUGGGAAAGGCAUUGAAGAAAUCUCAAAAUACGUUUCCCUAACCGACGAAUCUUGCCACAAAUUGUACAGAUUAUUAAAUGAAAAAAAAAAUUGUGAAAUAAAAGAUUUUUCCUAUAA